Messenger RNA from Clarias gariepinus (North African catfish), 1059 nucleotides. RefSeq lists its product as uncharacterized. Bases 1 to 702 code for a protein of 233 amino acids. The transcript is spliced from 6 exons. Lineage: Eukaryota; Metazoa; Chordata; Actinopteri; Siluriformes; Clariidae. The record is from RefSeq and is a predicted model, not a curated record. Gene Ontology annotation, biological process: response to bacterium.
AUGGUUCUGUUUUUAUCUCUGCGUGUGUUUCUCUGUGCCAUGGGUUUGCUCUCAGAGACUCUGUGCUCUUUAACUUUGGAGGCAGAUGCUGGAGAUAAAGUCACUAUUUGGUGGCAACAUAACCUGACUGGAACAGGCUACAUCUACUGGUUUAAACACACGAGUGAUUCAGUUUCACUUCUUAUUGGGUGUAAACAGUUUUUUACAUCAGCUCCAUCAGAAACGUGUUACUCCUUUACUGAAAGUGAAAGUGAGAGAAUAGUGACGGCCGAUCAUGACAAGAACACAUCUCUCACCAUCACUGCAGUAAAUGUCUCUGAUACAGGACUCUAUUACUGCAUCUACAUGGAAAAGAAUCAGAUUCCAUUCAGUGAUUCAGUUUACUUAAGAGUGAAAGGGGUAAAUAAAACACUGACCAAGAUCACAGACAGAGCAAAUGGUUCAGACUGUCCUGCUGUGUCCUUCAUGCUGACUGCUGGGUUUGGUGCAGUGAUUGUGAUUCUUCUCAGUGUCCUGAUCUUCAUUAUACUGAAGCACAAAGGUCAUGAAGCAUCGAAAAAUGAGGAUCCUGAAGCAGACUCAGUACAUUAUGCUGCACUACAUCUUUCAAAGAAAAAAAACAAGAGGGCAAAUAAAUGCAAUGAAAUGGUGGAUCCACAUGUUGUAUAUUCUUUAGUAGGACAAACUAAUGUCCAUACGUAAUGUUAUGUACCAUUUUCGGUUUACGAAAUAGUAACUUUUUUCAUUGUAUAACCUCAGUAAAGAAGGCUAUCACAAUUACAGAACAAGGUAGUGUGUCCUUUGAUACACUAGUUUAAGGAUUUUGUUCUUUAGAGAAAAAAAAAAAAACGAGUAGCUUGCAAUAAAAUACUCACAGUUUUUCCUUGCUACCGUCAUCCUCGGCUUGCUCAUCAGGGACAAUCUGAUCAUUUUAAAUUGUAAACAUUCAAAUUUCAUACAAACUUCCAUAAUUUUCAUUGUGUAAAGCUGCUUUGCAACAAUGACAGAUGUUAAAAGUGCUAUACAAAUAAAAGUGAAUUUAAUUAAAUUAUAAUAUUU